Molecule: messenger RNA, 1317 nt
Organism: Tetrahymena thermophila SB210
Lineage: Eukaryota; Ciliophora; Oligohymenophorea; Hymenostomatida; Tetrahymenidae
Exons: 3
Source: RefSeq, a predicted model, not a curated record
AUGAGGCCAUGGGCCUUUAUCGUAAUUACUUUGAUCCUCUGCUGCUCUGUUCAUGCAGCUAAUAGGUAUUGGAUUGAUAUACCUGAUUCAUUUUAAAAAAAUAUGAUGGCACUUGACACAACUUAAUCUGGAAAUUAUAUUGAACCAUGGCAUCCACGCAUGAAAUUCGAAAUGAAAAUUUAAAUUCCUCAUUUUAAAAGAAACUUGAGAAAAUAAUAAUUAACAUUGGGCUCUUCAUUUUUGCAAAUGUCUCAAUCAGAUUAUUUUAUGGAUAAAAGUUUAUUUUGCUCAUGUAAAUUUAUUAUUCCAGAGAAGCCAUCUACUUAAGAUGACUCGGUACAGACUGCAGGAGGUCAAUAGAUUGAGCAAUAAUCUUAACAAACUCAAUAGGAAACAGAUUAACAAGUUCAGCAACAAAGUUAGUAAUAAGUUACAUAAUAAUAAACUUCUGUAGAUCAGAGUGAAUUAUCAAUAGAAAAUAUGACACCAGAACAACUCUAAAUGCUAUAAUAGAGUAUAAUAAGAAAGAAACAAUAAGGAACAGCGAAAAACAGCUAGGUUUUUAUCUAAUAGAACUAACAUUAACAAUAGUAGUAUUACAAUUAAGAAUCUAUUUAGCCUCAAAAUUAUUAGUAACCAGUCCAAUAACAGUUUUACUCCUAACCUUAAUAAUAGUAAUAAUAGUAAUUACUACAACCAGAAUAGCCUAAUGCUUAAGUCUUAAUAGGGAUAUUAGAAUAAUAAAAAUAAGUAAUAGACCUAAUUGAAAAUAUGUAUGUUCAUCCUUAGUUAUAACAACAGUAAGCCACUGUUUAUUCUAAUAUACCUCAAUAAUAAGGAUAGUACAUUUAAGAAAGCUAAUAGCCACAAUAUCAAUAACCAACUACUCAGCAACAGUAUUACUAGGUACCUUAAUAAUAACAACAAUAAUAACAGUAAAUAGUUACUAAUUAAUAACAACAAAAGUAAUUUAUUUAAUAGUAACCAUAAGUAGUAUAACAAAUACCUAUUCAACAAUAACAGUAAGCUUAAGUUCUUUUACAAAAACCUGUAUAAUAAUAGCAGCAACCACAAUAUUAGCAGUAAUAAGAAUAGUGGCAGUAGUAAUAGCUUUAAUAAGAGUAAAUUUAACAAAAACAACAAUUAUAGAAUAACUCUUAUUUUUCUCCAGCAUAUGCUUAACUACCCAGCAUAAACAGCAUUCCUAAUAUAUCUUCUCAAUAAAGCUAUUAAGAAUAACCUCAAGUAUAACAAAACUAUCAAUUUGAUCCAAAGAUAUUCUAGCAAUAAAAAGAAGUUUAUGGUCUGAAUUAUUGA